Molecule: messenger RNA, 6194 nt
Organism: Amblyraja radiata (thorny skate)
Lineage: Eukaryota; Metazoa; Chordata; Chondrichthyes; Rajiformes; Rajidae
Product: uracil nucleotide/cysteinyl leukotriene receptor
Exons: 2
Coding region: 576-1574 (332 amino acids)
Biological process (GO): G protein-coupled receptor signaling pathway
Cellular component (GO): plasma membrane
Molecular function (GO): G protein-coupled receptor activity
Source: RefSeq, a predicted model, not a curated record
UGAGACGCAGAAGUGCAGUGCAUUUUUCAGCAGCCUUCCUUGGUUGCUAGGCCUCCCAGCCUCCCUCCUCACUGCCACCGCUGUCUCUGGGCUGAUGUGCCAGAACUGAAACUUCUCAUUGUGAGCAGCGGGUGACACAGCCCCACAGUGAAGCACGCCGAGCAACAUUGACCCGCUCCAAGACCUCUAUAAAGGAUUCACACACAAAAAAAUCAUAAAGAUCCUCUUAUCAAACUUUUAGGGAGCGAAAAAAAUUUGAAAUUCUUUUCAUACGGCAAACAAUGAGCUCCCUCUGUUGGCUGCUGAACAAUAGCCUGUCGCCAGCCGCUGUAUCACUUAUAAAAGAGAAACACCCUCUGUCAGACUGACUCACUCAGCUCUGGUUGGAAGCGUAUUUGGGAAAUGUACAGCUCUCGUCUGAUUUAGUACCUCGCCUUUCACUGUAUAAACACCGCAGGUGGAUUUCGAGGCAGAAUUCAGGCGUGGGACCCUUUCUGGCUGAGCAACGGCUGGGAUGUCACUGGCAGCAGACGUCCAGUGAAGCUGUGUGCGGCCUGCACUCUGUGAGGGCGACCAUGGCGUACCCCCUCCUGCCCAGCAAUGCCAGUGGUCCACAGUGUGUCCAGGAGAGUGCGGAGGAGAACCUCUUCUUCUCCUCCUUCUACGGGGUGGUGUUUGUGCUGGCGUUUGUGGGCAACAUCCUCGCUGUGUGGGUCUUCUCCUGCGACAACAACACCAACACCACCACUAACAUCUACCUGAUGCACCUGGCGGUGGCCGACCUGUCCUACGUACUGAUCCUUCCCAUGCGCAUGGUCUACCACCUGAGCCAGAACCACUGGCCGUUCGGCGAGGUGCCUUGCCGCAUCACCGGCUUCCUCUUCUACCUCAACAUGUACGCCAGCAUCUUCUUCCUCACCUGCAUCAGCGCCGACCGCUUCCUGGCCAUCGUCUACCCGGUCAGGUCCAUGCGCUUCCGCAAGCCGCUCUAUGCCAACAUGGCCUGCGUGGCGCUGUGGGUGCUGGUGGUGGUGGGGGUGGCUCCCAUGCUGGGAGCGCCGCAGACCCUGCAGAGCAGCAACACCACCACCGUCUGCCUCCAGCUCUACCGCGAGAAGACCUCCACCUUCGCCCUGGUGCCCCUGACGGUGGGCUUUGUGGUUCCCUUCGUGAUCACCGUGACCUGCUACCUGCUCAUCAUCCACAGCCUCCGCCAGGGCAACCGCAUCGAGAGGCACCUGAAGGACAAGGCCAUCAAGAUGAUCAUCCUGGUGCUGACCAUCUUCCUCAUCUGCUUUGUGCCGUACCACAUCAACCGCUACCUCUACAUCCUGACCAGUGGCACGGCGCAGGUCGGCUGCCGGCAGCGGCGGCUGAUGGCCCUCAGCAACCGCGUCACCUCCUGCCUCACCAGCCUCAACAGCUGCCUCGACCCCGUCGUCUACUUCUUCGUCGGCGAGAAGUUCCGCGAGCGAUUCUGCCACUUCGUAUGCGGCCGUAGGAAGAGGACGCAGUCCGUCAGCCACGAGACCAAGACCAACGAGAGCUCGCUCAGCGGCAAGUCUGAGCUCUAGCUCUGCCGCCGAGCAACUGCCCCCCGAUACCACAGUCAACCAGUAGGGGGUGUGAAUGGUGUGUCAGGUGGAGUUUGGGCAUGUCUAUGUAUGUGAGCAUGGUGUGUGUGUGUGUGUGUGUGUGUGUGUGUGUGUGUGUGUGUGUGUGUGUGUGUGUGUGUGUGUGUGUGUGUGUGUGUGUGUGUGUGCGCGUGUGUGUGCAUGUGAGGGUGGGGUUUGGGCAUGUCUAUGUGAGCAUGUUGACGUGUGUGCGUGUGUGUGCAUGUGCGGGUGGAGUUUGGGCAUGUCUAUGUAUGUGAGCAUGUUGGCGUGUGUGUGCAUGUGCGGGUGGAGUUUGGGCAUGUCUAUGUAUGUGAGCAUGUUGGCGUGUGUGUGUGCAUGUGCGGGUGGAGUUUGGGCAUGUCUAUGUAUGUGAGCAUGUUGGCGUGUGUGCGUGUGUGUGUGUGCAUGUGCGGGUGGAGUUUGGGCAUGUCUAUGUAUGUGAGCAUGUUGUGUGUGCGAGACUAGUGUGUGUCAGGCUGGUAUGAGUGAUUCAAUGAAAGACACAAAAAGCUGGAGUAACUCAGCAGGUCAGGCAACAUCUCUGGAGAAAAGGAAUGGGAGACGUUUUGGGACGAGACCCUUCUUCAGACUGAGAGUCGGGGAAAGGGAAAUGAGAGAUAUCGAUUGUGAUUUAGAGAGAUAUAGAAUGAAUGAAUGAAAGAUAUGCAAAAAGUAACGAUGAUCAAACAAAGGUGGAGCCCACAAUGGUCCAUAGUUGGCUUAGGCUAAGUAAUAACAAGUUGUACAACUAGUGAAACUCAACAGGACAACAGUGAAACCAUUAUGAUGAUGAGGAUGGGGAAGGGAUGGAGAGAGAGGGGAUGCAUGGCUUACUUGAAGUUAGAGAAAUCACUAUUCAUGCCACUUGGUUGUAAGCUGCCCAAUAUAAGAUGCUGUUCCUCCAAUUUGCGUUUGGACUGACCCGCUUGAGUUACUCCAGAUUUUCGUGUCUAUCUUCGGUUUAAACCCACAUCUACAGUUCCUUCCCACACAUUUGGUUUGACAGAUUGUUGCGUGUGUGAGUGAGAGACAUGUAUAUACGUUUUUAGUAUCUGUUUGGUUGGUGUGUAUGAAUGUGAGGUAGAAGUAUGUGUGAGAGGUUGGAGUCUAUGUUGGUAAGUGCGUGUGAUUGUAGUGUAGGUGCAAGGUUGUUGUAUACAAGGUUUGUAUGUGUGUAGUGGUAGUUGUUGUGUUUGUGUGUCAGAUUGAUGUGUGCGCGUAUUUGUUAAGCAGUUAAGUUGAAUUUGUUAAUUCACAAGGUGAAUAUCUAAGUCAUUACAAUAUGGACUUGCUAAAGAGUGCAUCUGAUGAUGCAAAUCGAUUUGAUGUGAAUCAGUGUGACACCAGAGACAGCCCAAUGGGUCCGCAGUGCUGAACGUGUAGCCAUUGUGAAAUCACACCCGUGGGACUGUAGUCGGCGUUUGGAGUGAGACGGAGAUAGGUGUGGAAGAACUCAUCUGUGAAACUCUGAAUAGACCCAGGACGAUACCUGAUUUUUUGGAGGCUGGCACUCGGCAGAUGUUAUCAUUGAAAUAUCCUAUUCUAGGUGACAUCACAGAUGGACACAGUAACAGCAGCUGCAUUUAUGGACCUGUGUCGCUGAUCUUGACAUUGAGAGACAACCUAAAUGAAGGAGCUAACUGUAAAAAAAAUGGUGAUGCUGGAAUCAUCAACACAAACUUUCCCUGAGCUGCCGUGGGGUGAGGUGGUGGUGGUGCAGGGUGUGGGAGCGGGGUGGGUGGUGGGUGGGGAUGGACAGUCGGGUGGGCAAGUUGGGGAUGUAGUUUUCUCAGUUGUUCUGCACGUGAAUUAUACAACGGAUCCCUCGGCCAACUGGGGAACAGCCAGCCACAGGGCAGGAGGAUGGGAAACAACCCAGAAGACUACUUUCCCUCUUCUGGAGGCAGUGCGGGAGGGGUACAAAGUUCUUGUGCUACAGACCCUUCCAGCAAGCGUCAAGCUGGGCUCUUGGAAUUAUCACAACUGCCCUGCAAAAUGUUCUUUAACUUGUAAAGUUAAACCUAGACAGUCAGUCUACGGGCAUUUGUCAAACUGAAGGAAGAAAUCAAAGCAAGCUUCUUUCCCCAGGCAGAGUGCAGAAUCCCAUUGAGGGGUGGAUUCUUCUUCACCUCCCCAGGUCAGCCAGUGCUGCAUGGGAUCUGAUCAUCUUUACCUUAGACUUUUUAGACUUUAGAGAUACAGUGCGGAAACAGGCCCUUCGACCCACCGAAUCCGUGCCGACCAGCGAUCACCCCAUACACUUGCACUAUCCUACAUACUAGGGACAAUUUUUACAACUUACUGAAGCCAAUUAAACUACAAACCUGUAUGUCUUUGGAGUGUGGGCUGAAACCGGAGCACCUGGAGAAAACGUCACGUGGUCACGGGGAGAAAGUACAAACUCUGUACAGACAAAGAAACUGCUCCCUGGCUGCCUGUUGCUUAGCAUCAACCUGCCACUGAAUCCACUUCAACACCGGGUCCUCUUCACACAGUUUGCUCUCUCUAUGGGGUUGGUUAUCAGCUCUAACUAAAGGUCGAUUGAUGUGUCCACCUUGAUUUGGGAAGACAUUGAGCAUGUAGAGUCAUGGACCAAACCCACCAGAAAAUAAACAAAGGCACACCACAUCCUGUUAAAUGUUACAAAGCGGCCACACAUUGGCUGAACUGGUCUACACCAGCGUUAGUGUGCUGCUUGAGUAUAUCCUGUCAUUGACUGUUCUUCCUGUGUUGACUUUGAGACAUGGUGUGCUAAUUAUUUCAGCACAUUGGUUGCCUGCAGUGGGACUGUUUUCUGUGCAGCAGUACUGUUGUACUGGUUUUUUUUUUUACAAAAUCCACAGCUCUUUCCCACUGCUCACAGACAGCAGGCAAAAGUAAGUUUGUAAAGCAAAUGUUGGGCGUGGGUUUUGACAUGCCUUAGUACAGUUUCAGUGUGUUCAGGUCCAUGUUUACUCUGCAGUCCCUCAAGGAGCUAAAGAACUUUCCGGUUGGUUUUAGUUUCCAGCAGCAUUUUGCAAUCAACUUGUACAAUGAAAUCAACUCAACAAAGGGUACCGUUCAAUUACUGCAAGCAUGGCACUCAGUGAUGCCAUUCAGCCCAUCAUGGUCAGGGCUGUCCCAAUCCUUCAGCUGAACAUCUCCUCCCAGUGAGAAUCCUCGCUCUGUCCCCUUCAUUACCAAUUCUUCCAAUAACGCUUCAGCAUCUUAAUUAAUUUUCAAUAACUCUCCCUGUACCAGCAACCGAUAUCUCUAAUACUCAGUUCGUACACAGUAUCAAAGUUCCAGCCCCAUACCUUUGAUUUUUGUUUUCAUAAUAGGAAACUCCAGACUAUUUACAUAGGCUUCCUGUAUGUAGCCCCACGUGCUUAUAUAUAGCUCUGUGGGCAGAGGGGCAGUACUAAUGUGAGAGGAUUGAUUGGACAUUGAUGGCUUGUUCCCAUUUAUCCCACAUGCUUUGGUCCUUUCCAUUGGCAUGGCUGGGAACGCCUCCACAACAUCCCUGCCCGUCUAAGAGUCGUUUAAGCCUCUUCUCUUAUUUGAUAUUGGAUGCCGGUAUUUUUUGACAGUAGAUGACAACGUGGGAACGUUGGAAGAUUUUCUCUCACCAGGCAAACCAUGGAACCCACAUCCCUGCCCAUGAUACGAUGCCUAACUUUGUAUACCUGCUCAUUGCAAGUUAAGUCAGUUCAAUGAGAAAUGACAACAAUCAUAUUCUCCGGACUUAAAGUUACAUAAAAUGCACAAUUGCUGUCUAACCCUCGUACAACAAACACCAUUUACACACCGUCACCAACACUCUUAGCAUUACACCCCUAUCACAAUUCUCAGUCACAAUAUCACAUUCCCAGUGUUACAAUAUUAUCUCAGAUGAUAUUCCCAAUAUUUCACCAUUCCAUCUGUAACGCUCCCAGUGUUACAGCUCCUUGACCCCAGCUUUCUCAGUGUACAUCACCCAGCCAACACUCCACCGCCAGGCUCUGUGGUUAAACCAGCCUAUCUCAUCCCCACCCUUCACACCCUCACACGCACCCCCCCCCCCCCCUCCUCACGCAUACCUCCAACCUUUCACACCUUCUACCCCUCUAUAUCACAAUCACCUGACUCGGUAUGAGUUGUUCAAUGGCUGGAACCAAUCACUUUGUAUAUUUUUUUACUGUUUGUCUUAUAAACUAACCUCUGUUUGGUCUCACUGUUACUCUGGACUUAACACACCUGACCCUCACUUACACUCGGUGUAACAACUUGCACUCAUCAUGUUUGUUCUGUGAGAGAGACUACAAGAGAGCUGUAUUGUUGCCACGUGUAGUCUGAUACAUCAGCUCCAGUCCUGCGGCACAAGGGUCUGACAACUUCCUGCUCCGCACGAUCAGACCAAGCUUUUUGCUUUGCCCAGAUAAUGAUUAUCCUGUAUAUUAUUUUGAUUUGUGUACAAUAUUUCCAUUGAUCGAUACAUUUGUCUUUUUUUUUGACAACUUAACUAUCAUUUUCGAAAAGUAAGGAGAGACCAUCAUUUCUGCAUCAUCAAAAUUCUUUGUGUGUAAAAAGUUAUUUGUGAAUAAAAACGGAUGAAAAAUG